GACCAUAUGUUCCCAUAAACUUAUCUAAUUUCCAUAAGUGAGAAUAUGGUCUGUAUAUCCCUAGAGGAAAGCAGGGUGGACCUGUGUACUUGCGAGAUUAGGUCAUGUGGAACAGGCGACAUUCUUUACUACAAAGGAGUCGUGGGUAAACAGAAGCGACAAAAGACGUCGAUUUUCCAUUGUUCUCUACAACGGGUCUGGCGGGGAGCCUGUGCCUGCCGCUGGUUAAAUGUCAACAGUGACCUCUCAAUCAUUCCAGAGAAAAUCGGUUUCCAUUUGGUGUCUGCAACACGCGAAAAUGCUCAGAUACUUCACGUGCACAUGCGUCACUGUAUAAGGGCGAAAAAGACAGGAAACGAACCCCAGAACUCUGUCCCCAUCUCCCUUAUAGUCUCCCUGUUGGAAAACAGAUCUCUUGUAAAUACUGUAGUAUUACUUAUUCAGUUUAAUGUGAAUGUAGAGUUAAAUAGUGUCUGAACACUAUUCUGGAUAGUUAUACAGAUUAAUCACGAACGGAUCAGAGUUAAACCUUUUGUACAAACUAAUUCCAAACGUUCAAAUUUGGGUGCUGAAAUGACGUGUUGCUUGUUAUGGCUUGUAUUUCUGUAGUGCAUUAUUUGGAUCCGUGCAUUACCUGAAGUCUAAGAAAGACAGAGUCGACUUUUUUCCCAAAUGACUAAAAAAAGAUAGAAGAAAUAACGUGUGAGUAAUUGGCUACUGACGUUCUCCAAAACCCAUAGUUGUAUUGUUUUCUUUGAGCAGUGAUUAAAGUAGUAGGACCAAUCAAAACAAAGGAUCCGGAGAGAGUAAAAGCUCCACCUCUCCCCCUCUGCCUUUUGCACAUGUAUAUAAUCCCUCAAUUGACCCAGAAAAUAAGAUCUGUUUCAGGAAACGAAGUGGAAGGGCAUGAGGCUAGCUCCCUGGAAUAUUUCUGCAAUCCCGUGAUCAUCGCAUGAAGAAACAAGAGUGAUACAAAACUGACUAUUAACUUUGAAACAAGACCACAAAGCUACUGAAAAAAACCGCGGAAGGAAAUGGCCGACCAGCUGAUGUUGCCCGUGGGUCACGGCCCCGUCGGCGGGGGCCUGCACAGGCUGAGGAUGGGCGCGCCCCCCCCCCAGGCCGGGCUCCGCGGCCCCCCCGGUGGCCAGGCGCCGCGCUACGGCCCGGCACCCCAGAGCCACGCGGACGGGCCGAUGAUGAGGCAGUGCCCCGCCCCCGUCCCGGCUUUGGGCAGGCGGACUGGGCACCCUCACCAGUUGCCGGGCAACGUGAUGUACGGGAGCCAGAACCCGCAGCAGCAGCAGCAGCAGAACCACGCGUAUCCACUCCAGCAGGCCCAGAACCACGCCCGCGUGCAGCCACAGAACCUCCCACACCAGCAUCAGCAGAACCUCCCGCACCAGCACCAGCACCAGCACCAGCAGCAGCACCAGCACCAGCAGCAGCAGUACCUACCCGAGGGCCUCUCCUCCCAGCCUCUCAUGGCCAGCAUGCACCUCCAGAAACUGAACACCCAGUACCACGGGCACCCGCUCCUGCCCCUGGGCGGCGGUCACGUGGGCAGCGGCGCCCCCUACAGGUUGGGCUCGGCGCAGCGGGUCGGCGCGCAGCUCGUGGCCGGGCCGGCGCUGGGCCUGAGCGUCACGGACACGGACCUGGUGGACGAGGAGGUGCUGACCUCCCUGGUGAAGGAGCUGGGCCUGGACCGCGUGCAGGAGCUGCCGGAGCUCUUCCUGGGACACAACGAGUUCGACUUCGUCCCGGACUUUGCGGGGAAACAGCAGCCGGGCGCGGUGAGCUGCUGAGGGUUCGAGACGGGGGUGGGGUGGGGUGGGGGGGGGACACUGCGAGCGACGUCCGCGUUCGGAGCGCAGCGACCGGCGACGGCCUUUGCGUCCCGCUUGAACGUUUGCGUUCCGCACACGCCAACCUCGGUCAAACGGUCGAAUGUGUGGACCGGGAAUGCCGGACUGAACGUGGCUUCACCCCGCCGGAUUACGAACAGACAUCGCCAUGCUGUCUCUCCUCUCAAACUUUCCAACUCUAUUUAUUCCUACCGUGAGCUUGUGUGCUCGGAAAACAAAAUGGCGACCAUUUGGAGCCUCCGCCACCUGGAAUUGCUACUGGUUUUGGUAGUGGCUGAAAAGGGGUGUGUGUGUGUGUGUGUUGUGGAGGGGGGGCUGUAUGUAUUUUGAGUGUGUUGGUGAGUCUGGUUGGGUUUGUGUUUGCUCUUAAAAACUGGUAUAGAUUCAUCAAUCCCAUGUAAGAAAUCUACGGUUUGGUUUUUAGAAGGGACUCAACUAGAACAGCAAGUUCAUUGGUUGGAUCCUUGCAAAAGUGCAUUUUCACCCCCUAGUGGUGAAACAUAUAUACGCUGCUAUUUUUGGGGAGCUGGACCAUCCCUGGGACAGUGAGUUAAUAAUGGACACUGAAUUAGUCAUGCAUAAAGUUGUUUUUAUUAGAUUUUGUCUCAUGAAAUUGUCAGUUUUUUUUUCAGAAUAAUGCAGUUGGUGGGAGAGACUGGUGGAUGUUUAGAGUUUAUUUUCAUUUAUUUAUUUUUAGUUUCUGGCAUUGUUUCCCCCCUGGAUCGUUUACCUGAACUCUCCUGGGCCUUUUACCUUAUCCAUCUUAAUCAUCAGCCCUGCAAUCAAGCUGGAACACAGGAAAAUCCUUCUGAAGAACGGGAAUAACUGAUCUCCUGUGACAGUCAUCGCAAGUGUGUGUGUGUGUGUGGUGAAUGUGGUGUGUAGGGUGCAGGGUGGGGGGGACACAGGAGCAGACACAUUUGAUAAAGGGGGAGUGUCCUGAAAAAACAUUCAUAAACAGAGCUUCAAAAGAUUUAGAAAUCCUGCUUCUAAAUUUUAAGCACCCAAACUACACAGUGGGUUGCUGGUAGGGUAGUUGGGUGCAUGUAGGUCAAACCUUGUUGAGUGACUUGCCUACCUACCUCCUCUUGGCAUUCGGGUUGGGUUCAGAGUCCAGAAGGCUGAUUGGAGUCUGGAAUGGCUCCUGUGAUUCUUUUGUUUGCAUUUGGGCACAACGUCUUUUUUUCGAAGUACCAGAACUCGGUAUUCUGUGAGUGCAGCUCGCUGUAGAAGUUGUCACGGACUUAAGUGCAGACCCAGUCUGGUGAAGUCAGCACUUUGUUCUACUUGGCCCAAAAUGUACCACAAUGUUUCAAACUGUUUUGUGAAAACAGUUCUGCAUGUGGUCUGUAUAAGCUUUUUCGGUGCUGCGCAAACUGGUUUUGUUUUUGGUCUUCAUUCCAGCCUGUGUCCAAAUGGCUUCGACAAACUGCCGACAUUUUAUGAAUUUUGGCAAAAAUGAAAUCCAUAGAACGUUGUCCUACGGCAUUGUACCCUGUAAUGUGCAUAUUAAUCUGUUUCUGUUUUCAUACAAAUUCUGAAUGUGUUAAUUUACUGAACUGGGAGUGUCCGCAUGAAUAUACAUGAAACACAUUUAACAGCGCAUAAAAGAAUGUGUGAAUGUUGCAGUAAUGAGUACUACGAAAUACGCUACAUUUGGCAUAUUGAGAAAAUGGCUCUUUCUUCUUUAAUGCCAUGUUUCAACAAAGAGGGAAUUUGUGCUAUUUAAUCUUACUGACUGCCCUGAGGACCAGGGGGUCUAAGAGCACUCCCUCUUCAUCUGUUAUGUCCUCUUGGUUUCACCCCCCCCAGCUUCAAAUGAACCCGAUCUGCCAUGAGCACUAUUGGAGCCAUUAUUAUUUUGUUUUUAUAUCCUGGAAAUAGUUUGAAUGUGCGAUUUCACCCUCUGGCCCAGAACCCCACCUCCACACUUUUUCGACCUUAUCGUUUCUGUCGAAAGAACAUGUAUUUAUUUUGAUCGAUGAUGUCAAAUAAAAUAUUUAUUUUUAGAGUG
Anguilla anguilla (European eel) is the source of this 3882-nucleotide messenger RNA. RefSeq names its product cbp/p300-interacting transactivator 3-like. The transcript has 2 exons. Gene Ontology annotation, cellular component: nucleus. Lineage: Eukaryota; Metazoa; Chordata; Actinopteri; Anguilliformes; Anguillidae. The record is from RefSeq and is a predicted model, not a curated record. Bases 1035 to 1808 code for a protein of 257 amino acids. Gene Ontology annotation, biological process: regulation of DNA-templated transcription.